Molecule: messenger RNA, 2187 nt
Organism: Nanorana parkeri
Lineage: Eukaryota; Metazoa; Chordata; Amphibia; Anura; Dicroglossidae
Product: cyclic nucleotide-gated olfactory channel-like
Exons: 9
Coding region: 1-2187 (728 amino acids)
Biological process (GO): monoatomic cation transmembrane transport; potassium ion transport
Cellular component (GO): intracellular cyclic nucleotide activated cation channel complex; plasma membrane
Molecular function (GO): voltage-gated potassium channel activity; cGMP binding; protein-containing complex binding
Source: RefSeq, a predicted model, not a curated record
AUGUCGCUGGCUUUAUCAGUGUGCGAUGACACAUCUUCUGAGCUGCAAAGAGUUAUUUCUCAAGACAACGGUGAUGUGGUAUCCCAGGCAUCUUUUAGAGGGAGAGGCGCUCUGUCCAGGAUAGUGCGUCUAGUAGUGGUCCUGCGGGAAUGGGCCCAUAGGAGCCUGCAUGACCAAGAUCAAAGGCCCGAUUCAUUUCUAGACCGAUUUCGUGGACCUGAAGAGCAAGCUACUGAAGGAAAUGCAGGAAAGGAGAAACAAACUCAAGAAACAAAAGUAGAAGCCAAGACAAAACAACGUUGGACGUUAUCUGAGCGAUUUGUGGUUGAUCCUUCAGGAAAAUGGUAUUAUCGGUGGCUUCUUGUCAUAGCUCUUUCUGUGCUGUAUAAUUGGUUCCUAUUAGUAGUGAGGGCCUGCUUUGAUGACCUUCAGAUCAGUUAUGUUAUAGCGUGGCUUACCCUGGACUACGUUUGUGACAUCAUAUACAUCAUUGACAUCAUAAUCCGAUUUCGCACAGGAUUUUUGGAACAGGGGUUGCUGGUCAGAGACACGAAGAUGCUGAGUGUCAACUACAUCCGUACCUUGCAGUUUAAACUAGAUGUUCUGUCCAUACUUCCAACUGAUCUUGUUUACUUGGCGGUUGGACUGCAUCGGGCAGAGCUGCGCUUCAACAGACUUCUGCACUUUCCACGCUUGUUUGAAUGUUUCGACCAGACGGAGACCCGGACAAGUUACCCCAAUAUCUUUAGAAUCUUUAACCUAGUUUUAUACAUCAUACUUAUUAUACAUUGGAACGGCUGCAUUUACUAUGCUAUAUCCAAGGCCAUUGGUUUUGGUACAGAUGAUUGGGUCUACCCAAAUGUGACCGAUCCUACCUAUGGUAACCUUCAUCGCAAAUAUGUCUAUUGUCUGUACUGGUCCACUUUGACUCUCACCACCAUCGGGGAUACCCCUAUGCCUAUUACAGAUAUAGAGUAUCUUUUUGUCAUUUUUGACUUUUUGAUUGGAGUUUUGAUCUUUGCCACCAUUGUUGGUAAUGUCGGCUCCAUGAUCUCAAACAUGAACGCAUCGAGGACUGAGUUCCAUGCUAAAAUAGACGCCAUUAAGCAUUACAUGCAGUUUAGAAAAGUAAGCAAAGAUUUGGAGGCCAAGGUCAUCCGAUGGUUUGACUAUCAAUGGACCAAUGAAAAGACGGUAGAUGAAAGGGAAGUGCUGAAAAAUCUCCCCGACAAACUGAGAGCCGAAAUUGCCAUUAAUGUUCACCUGGAGACUUUAAAAAAGGUGCGGAUCUUCCAGGACUGUGAAGCCGGUCUCUUGGUCGAGUUGGUCCUCAAGCUCCAUCCUCAGGUUUUCAGCCCCGGCGACUAUAUCUGCCGUAAAGGGGACAUUGGCAAAGAGAUGUACAUAAUCAAGGAGGGGAAGCUUGCCGUUGUCGCAGAGGAUGGAAUAACUCAGUACGCAGUUCUCACCCCUGGGAGUUGUUUUGGUGAGAUUAGCAUCCUCAACAUCGAAGGAAGUAAGAUGGGAAACCGAAGGACUGCCAGUAUUCGCAGCCUAGGAUACUCGGACCUUUUCUGCCUUUCGAAGGACAACCUGAUGGAAGCUUUGGUGGAGUAUCCAGAUGCCAAGAAGAUCUUGGAAGAGAGAGGAAGAGAGAUUCUAACCAAGGAAGGUCUGCUUGAUGAGACGAAGGAGAAAAACACUACGAAAGGUAAAUCUGCCGAAGAAAAACUGGAGCUUCUGGAAUCCAACCUGGACCUGUUACACACUCGAUUUGCCCGUCUGCUUCGGGAAUAUAGUUCUGACCAGCAAAGCCUCAAACAAAAGGUCACCCUCUUAGAGGGAAGAUGGAAGGACUUGCUAGAAGCCAGGUCCUUCUCCUCUUCCCCCUCUACUCCCCGCUGGGGUCCUUCAUCCAGGAGUCCACAUCACUGUCUGUAUGACAUGGACAACUCCUAUUGGCUUUCCUCCUGGAGGAGCCUGGGUCAGGACCCAGAAGACUACUACCGGGAGUGUGACUCUAACGCCUGGAAGGUCAUUAGUGGGGUUGGGAAAGAGCUAGAUGAUGCUUGGGCUCUUCCAGUCAGGGCUCUGCCUGACCUGCUGCUGAUUCUAAUGCACUUUGCUGCUUCCUGCCAGCAGGUUCCUCCACGCUACCGGCCCGCGUGUACGUCUGAUAGCGCCUGA